CGCUGAGGCUAGUUGGCUAACGUCAGGUAGCUGCUAAUAAAUAUCCACAACCAAGUUGUGAGGAAUUAUUAAAAAUGAUCGAUUAUACAACAUUCGGAGGAAUUAGUAGAGAUUGUAAAGUAUACCUUGUGCUAAGAUCCGGGAACGGCUCCAUUUGGCCCUUUCCUAACAAGAUCCAGAAAGAAUGUCUGAAAAGCCGAUUCGGAUCGCCAUCGUGAAAGAAGAUAAAUGCAAGCCAAAGAAAUGCAAGCAGGAGUGCAAGAAGAGCUGCCCGGUGGUCCGAAUGGGGAAACUGUGUAUCGAGGUGACCGCACAGAGCAAAAUUGUAUGGAUCUCUGAAUCACUCUGUAUAGGAUGCGCUAUCUGCAUUAAGAAAUGUCCGUUUAAUGCUUUGGCUAUCGUCAACCUGCCGAGCAACCUGGAGAAAGAGACCACACACAGAUACUGUGCUAACUCUUUCAAACUACACAGGUUACCGAUCCCCAGACCAGGUGAGGUUUUAGGGCUGGUUGGCACUAACGGCAUUGGAAAAUCAACAGCACUUAAGAUCCUCGCUGGAAAACAAAAGCCCAACCUGGGAAAAUAUGAUGCUCCCCCCGACUGGCAGGAAAUCCUGGCUUACUUCCGAGGAUCUGAACUGCAAAACUACUUCACGAAGAUCCUGGAAGACGACCUGAAAGCCAUUGUGAAGCCUCAGUAUGUCGACCAGAUCCCCAAAACCGUCAAGGGAAGUGUAGGCUCUAUUCUGAGCAGGAAGGAUGACACUAAGACAGAGACUGUAGUCUGUGAGCAGCUUGAUCUGACUCAUCUCAGGGACAGGAACGUCGAGGAUCUGUCAGGAGGAGAGCUACAACGUUUCGCCUGUGCAGUGGUGUGCAUCCAGAGAGCAGACAUUUUCAUGUUUGAUGAACCCUCCAGUUACCUGGACGUCAAGCAGCGUUUGAAAGCUGCCAUCACCAUUCGCUCUCUCAUCACACCGGACAGAUACAUAAUUGUCGUAGAGCAUGAUCUAAGUGUUCUGGACUACCUGUCUGAUUUCAUCUGCUGUCUGUACGGAGUACCCAGUGCCUACGGCGUCGUUACCAUGCCCUUCAGUGUACGAGAAGGCAUCAACAUUUUCCUGGACGGAUACGUCCCGACCGAGAACCUCCGCUUCCGCGACGCCUUGCUGGUUUUCAAAGUAGCUGAGACGGCCACCGAAGAGGAGGUGAAGAAGAUGUGUCGCUAUCAGUACCCCAGUAUGAAGAAGGCCAUGGGUGACUUCGAGCUGCAGAUCAUCGAGGGCGAGUUCACGGACUCUGAGAUUAUGGUCAUGCUUGGAGAAAACGGAACUGGAAAAACUACGUUCAUCAGGCUGCUCGCUGGUCGAUUGAAACCAGAUAACGGAGUUGAAGUCCCGAUCCUGAACGUCAGCUACAAACCUCAAAAGAUCAGCCCCAAAUUCAAAGGUAGCGUGCGUGCCCUGCUGCACGAGAAGAUCCGGGACGCGUACACGCACCCGCAGUUCGUCACGGACGUCAUGAAGCCCAUGCAGAUCGACAGCAUCGUCGAUCAGGAUGUUCAGAAUCUGUCUGGAGGAGAGCUGCAGAGAGUAGCGCUCACUCUCUGUCUGGGCAAACCUGCAGACGUCUACCUGAUAGACGAGCCCUCGGCCUACCUGGACUCAGAGCAGAGGCUGAUGGCUGCCAGAGUUAUUAAACGAUUCAUCCUCCAUGCAAAGAAGACAGCUUUCGUAGUCGAACAUGACUUCAUCAUGGCCACGUACCUGGCCGACCGUGUCAUCGUGUUCGACGGACUUCCGUCACAGCGGACGACUGCAAACACGCCACAGAUGCUGCUUGCUGGCAUGAACAAGUUCCUUUCACUGCUGGAGAUUACGUUCCGGAGAGAUCCCAACAACUUCAGACCAAGAAUCAACAAACUCAACUCCAUUAAGGAUGUCGAACAGAAGAGAAGUGGCAACUAUUUCUUCCUCGACGAUUAGCUCCACAGUUCCUUCUGAGGUUUUCUGUAAUUUUGCUAUAAGUGAGCAUCUGCCUCUGCUGUUAACUGGAUUGGUUUUCCAGCCACAAGCAGACAUGCGUCCUAUCAGUAUUUAAAAGUCUAUAAAUCUAUAUUAAUCAUCCACUUCUUCAGUCAUUCUUACGCCAGUGUCAUUGUUUGACCACUAGAGGGCAGCAGACGUCCAGUACCUCUGUCUCGAAAUCUGUCUCUGUCUUUUAUUAUGUGGAUUAAAAGUGAUAUAGAUGAGAGAUCCCGGUUGGUUGGUUUUUAGUGUCUACACUAUGCUCUGACUGUCAUUAUUCACAAUUUGUAGUACGGCAACACUAGCGAGCGGAUAUUAAGUGUUCGUGGCAUUUACGGCAACAUCUUCAGUGACCCUCACGACUUUAGAAAUCAAAGCCGUCUUGCAGCGCUACACUAAUCUGUUGCUUUAAAGAGUUCCUCCAUGUUCUCCCCGUACUCCAGUUUUCUCAAUCCUCCCAGUCGGUGGACAGUCAGACACUGAACUAUGAAGUCACCACACCAGUAAGCGCUCCUACAACUGGUUGCCAUGGUAAUAAAGAUUUUCAUUGGGUGGCACAACUAGCAUUCAACUUAACAGUCAAUCAGUUUUCUUCCCGCUAAAACGAAACAUUCCAGAAAGAGAUUUUUAUAUAAAAUUCACCAAAUAGAAUGUAUCAUAUGAUACGAGACGAAGGAGAAGCGGUGUGUGCUCUUUAUCACAGAUCACGUGUGCUCUGCUGACUUCACUCCCGUCAGAGUCGCUCCGUAUUUGCAUAAAGUCUCAUCUUUGUAGCAUCUCCGGACUAGCCUCCAGUGCUCAUUUUGCCAGAAGUCGGCAGCUGUUGAUGAAUGAAAAUGAGCGAUCUCUGUUCGCUUUUUCACUGCGAGUCACAGUGACAAGCGUGUGACUGGGUGUGUCCAUGAUGCCGUGUGUACUCCUGUCUCACGAUUGUUUUUCCAGGGAUAGAAUCCAGAUUCCCAGCCACCCUGAACAGAGCAUGCUGAAGGUGAAUGAAUGAAUAAAUUAACCGAUGAUUAAAUGAAUUGAUUGAUUAAAUGAACGUUUAGCUACUAAGCCUCAUUUAUUGAACUAGAUACAAACAAAUAAACUGUUCACUGGAGUAUUUACACAACAAAUUUAGUAUCCGUUAAAAUCCAGUUCGGAAAUUCACUGACUAAUGUGAACCCAAAUUAAUCGGUUUCAAAUCGGAUCACAUUUUGUGAAAUUUGGUUCUCAUAAAAAGACAAGAUAUCACAGUGUUUGUCUAUGGUACAGUAGCUGACUCUCUGCAGCGGCUGAGAUGGAUUAGCGUAUUUUCGAUACACACUUUCACAAUUAUUAAUGGUUUAUUAACUUUUUUGUUGCCUUAUAUGGACCUUUGUGGGUGUCUCCCAAACGUAAAUCAUUUGUGCCGUGAAGGUGCUUGGUAGCUUACAACUGAUGUUAGGAUUUAAGUAUAAAUAUCAUCAACUUUAAUAUAAACGUAUAUUUAUAUA
This is a messenger RNA of Tachysurus vachellii, 3504 nucleotides long. Its product is annotated as ATP-binding cassette sub-family E member 1-like. The transcript has 18 exons. Bases 185 to 1984 code for a protein of 599 amino acids. Gene Ontology annotation, biological process: ribosomal subunit export from nucleus; translational initiation; translational termination. Gene Ontology annotation, molecular function: ATP hydrolysis activity; ribosomal small subunit binding; iron ion binding. The record is from RefSeq and is a predicted model, not a curated record. Lineage: Eukaryota; Metazoa; Chordata; Actinopteri; Siluriformes; Bagridae.